Molecule: messenger RNA, 3281 nt
Organism: Electrophorus electricus (electric eel)
Lineage: Eukaryota; Metazoa; Chordata; Actinopteri; Gymnotiformes; Gymnotidae
Gene: kif2a
Product: kinesin family member 2a
Biological process (GO): microtubule depolymerization; microtubule-based movement
Cellular component (GO): microtubule
Molecular function (GO): microtubule motor activity; microtubule binding; ATP binding
Source: RefSeq, a predicted model, not a curated record
AAAUAUCCUACUCCAAAAAACAAUGGCGGUCAACUUUGGCAAAAUCGUCGUUGGAAUAUAUGUGGAGAUAAAACGAAGUGAUGGCCGAAUUCACCAGGCCAUGGUGACCUCUUUAAACAAAGACAAUGAAAGUGUUACGGUGGAGUGGAUAGAAAAUGGAGACACGAAAGGAAAAGAGAUUGAUCUGGAGUGUAUAUUUUCACUGAACCCAAACUUUGCUCCAGAGGAGGAGAUUUCCUUGAGCCCUAUAACACCACCCCCUCCCACACCCAGUUCUGUUAAGGUCAACAAGAUCUCUAAGAAUCGUAGAACAAUUGCCCCUGGAAAGGCUGAGGUGCUGUCCAGAGACAAUAGAGUCGGCUCAACCCGGGUACGGCCAGGCCAGCAGCAGCAACAGCCGGACUUGGCCCCUCCCCCGCCCACUCAGCAGCCGGCCCCGCCCGCGCAGACCCAAACCCAGCAGAGCCAGCAACAGCAGAACGCGAGGAGGAAGUCCAACUGUGUGAAGGAGGUGGAGAAGCUUCAGGAGAAGCGGGAGCGGCGGAGACUGCAGCAGCAGGAGCUGAGGGAGAAGAGAGCACAGGAGGUUGAUACUACAGUCCCCAAUUAUGAAAUAAUACAGAUGAUCAGAGACUUCAGAGCAAGCCUGGAGUACAGGCCACUAACCGCCACUGAUUUGAUUGAAGAGCACCGGAUAUGUGUUUGUGUGAGGAAGCGGCCUGUAAACAAAAAAGAACUUGCCGCAAAGGAGCUGGAUGUGAUCACCAUCCCCAGUAAAGACGUGGUGAUGGUGCACGAGCCCAAGCAGAAGGUGGACCUGACCCGUUUCCUGGAGAACCAGACGUUUCGCUUUGAUUAUGCCUUUGACGAUAGUUCGACCAACGAAAUGGUGUACAGGUUUACAGCGAGACCCCUGGUGGAAACCAUCUUUGAGAGAGGAAUGGCUACAUGCUUUGCUUACGGCCAAACAGGAAGCGGAAAAACACAUACCAUGGGUGGAGAUUUUUCAGGAAAGAACCAGGACUGUUCUAAAGGAAUCUAUGCAUUAGCAGCUCGAGAUGUUUUCCUCAUGCUGAAGAAGCCGAACUAUAAGAAGCUCGAGCUUCAGGUCUACGCAACCUUCUUUGAAAUCUACAGCGGAAAGGUGUUCGACCUGCUGAAUCGGAAGGCCAAGCUGCGUGUGCUGGAGGACGGCAAACAGCAGGUGCAGGUGGUUGGGCUGCAGGAGCGCGAGGUUCGCUGCACCGAAGACGUGCUCAAGCUCAUCGAGGUCGGGAACAGCUGCAGAACAUCGGGCCAGACUUCAGCCAACGCGCACUCAUCUCGGAGUCACGCCGUCUUCCAGAUCAUUCUGCGGAGGAAAGGGAAGAUGCACGGCAAGUUCUCGCUGAUUGACCUUGCGGGCAACGAGCGCGGGGCAGACACGUCCAGUGCUGACCGGCAGACACGUCUGGAGGGAGCGGAGAUCAACAAGAGCCUGCUUGCACUGAAGGAGUGUAUCAGAGCCCUGGGGCGGAACCAAGCACACACACCGUUCAGGGCCAGCAAGCUCACCCAGGUGCUCCGAGACUCUUUCAUCGGGGAGAACUCCAGGACAUGCAUGAUUGCUACGAUCUCUCCCGGAAUGGCUUCCUGUGAGAACACUCUGAAUACGCUACGAUACGCCAACAGAGUAAAGGAGUUUGGGAUUAGUCCCUCAGACAUCCCGUUCUCUCAAGGGGCAGGAAGUCGCUCGGACCUCUCCCCCGCCUACGAAGUGAAGGAGCUGACCGUGGACCCCAACGCCGUGGCGGAGGGCGUCCGGCCCAACGCCAACGCCCUCACCCAGCUGGACAUCAUGGACGAGGAGUGGGAGCUGAGCAGCUCUCCUCAGAGAGUCGACCUCAAGCUGCUGUGUGAACAGAACGAAGAGGAGGUGUCCCCACAGCUCUUCACGUUCCAUGAGGCUGUGUCCCAGCUGGUGGAGAUGGAGGACCAGCUACUGGAAGACCACAGGGCUGUGUUCCAGGAGUCAUUCAGGUGGCUGGAGGAUGAGAAGGUUCUUCUGGAGAUGACGGAAGAGGUGGACUACGACGUAGACUCGUACUCCUCCCAGCUCGAGCAGAUUCUUGACCAAAAGAUUGAGGUUCUGUUUGAGCUCAGAGAUAAAGUGAGGUCAUUCCGCUCCGCCCUCCAGGAGGAGGAGCAAGCCAGUAAGCAGAUCAAUCCCAAGAGACCUCGUGCGCUGUAGGAUGGGACUGGGGUCAUAGGUGCGACUGCUCCACACUUCGUGCUCUAUAACAGUUUUGGCACAACAGACCAAUAAUGGGAAUGAGGGUCUGUGCUAGACAACCUACUACUGUUCAGAAGGGUUCAGAACUUCUGAACUAGGAUUUCCCUUUCUUUGGAUCACCUGUGGAAUACUUGACAUUUGAUCAUUGGUUGCAUUCAUUUACUGGACUGCUUUAGAGUGGCCAGAUUUUCAAGUGAUUCCUGAGACUAACGGCCUUCAGGCACUGAUCUAUAACUCAAUCGUCCAGUGUAUAAUUUUAGUGAACAAUACUGAAGAUCAGCAGGUGUCUUAAGACUGCUUGAAUAAUCAAUUACUUAUAAAUCAAAAUACAUGUCACUACAUUACACAGUAAGACAGUAACUCGUUUUUGUUGGAGGUUAUGAUGAAGUGAAGUUCUAGUGUAGACUUGGGAAAUGUUUUUUUUUUUAAUUUUUUUUUAUUUGUAAUUUCAGUAUAUUUAUUUACUUCUAGUUAAAUGCCUGCUGAAGACAUGGCCUACUCUUCUAGCAUUCUUUCCACUUACUGUUUGAAGCUGUUCUAGAGUGUAUGUUUGCCCUUUCACCUUGCCAGCACGUUGGCCUGUUUUCUCUGGGCUCUGGUGUUAAAACAAGUUUAUUCUGUUAUCUCCCAUUGGAGGAUGUAUCUAAUUUAUAGUGUUUUAGUCCCACUGUUUAUUUUGAACAAGUAUUUGAAGUCAAUGUUCUGAAGGACGUGUCUGCUGCGCUGUGGUGGGAGCGUGUGAACUGGGGGGUGUCUACGAUGUUCUUUAGGAGGUGCUGAUUGACUGGCCUGCUGGUAACUCCAUCCCUUUCCAUAACAGCCCAUUUCUUUUUUUAAAAAUUCUGACAAAGCAUUCCUAUCACUGUUAUCUGCAUUUACCGCUUUCAAAAUUUGGACAAAGAUGGAAAAGUAGGACAAGUGCUAUUACAGUGCACACCACUCACCUACAGGUGAUGUUUCACUCAUAGUACCAAAUUCAAUGCUGGCUAAAUAAAGAAUGAUUUGACAA